This is a messenger RNA of Rhinocladiella mackenziei CBS 650.93, 1587 nucleotides long. RefSeq lists its product as uncharacterized. Lineage: Eukaryota; Fungi; Ascomycota; Eurotiomycetes; Chaetothyriales; Herpotrichiellaceae. Bases 1 to 1587 code for a protein of 528 amino acids. The record is from RefSeq and is a predicted model, not a curated record. Gene Ontology annotation, molecular function: monooxygenase activity; oxidoreductase activity, acting on paired donors, with incorporation or reduction of molecular oxygen; iron ion binding. The transcript has a single exon.
AUGAUCGACAGGGCUUUUACACGGCUUCUGGGCUAUGCCCAAGACUCUCCGAUUUCAUUCCUCGCUUACCUCGCCGCAGCCUCGGCUCUUGUAUAUCUACUAAUAACAGAGCUACAGAGAGCACGAGCUCGAAUUCCCGGAUUCGAUGGACCCUCUGGCCUUCCUAUAAUCGGCAACAUCCAUCAAAUUCGUGUCAAUGCCGCGGAGCAGUAUCGACUCUGGUCCAAGAAGUAUGGAAGCGUCUAUCAAAUCAUGCUAGGCAACGUACCCGUUAUUGUGGUCAACGGCUCCAAAGCGGCAAGAGAAAUCUUCGGCGCCAAUUCUCAAGCCCUGGCUUCAAGACCCGAGUUCUACACCUUCCACAAAGUCGUCAGCUCCACCGCGGGAACUACAAUAGGAACAUCACCUUUUAGCGAGAGCCUGAAGCGCCGAAGGAAGGGCGCGGCAAGCGCGUUAAACAAGCCCAGCGUGGCCACUUAUAUUCCACACAUUGACGUCGAGACGCGGGAUUUCUUAAACGAGUUUUUGAUUUAUGGCCAAGGGGGUCGAAGACCCGUGGACCCCAUGCCCAUGAUCCAACGACUUUCACUCUCCCUUGCUUUGACAUUAAACUGGGGUACGCGCAUGGCGUCGCAGAACGACGAACUCUUCGGCGAAAUCACUCACGUCGAGGAAGAAGUGUCGAAAUUCCGCUCCACGACAGGGAACCUGCAAGACUACAUCCCUUUAUUGCGUCUGAACCCAUUCAACUUCGGCAACGCAAGGGCCCGCGAAAUGCGCCACCGGCGCGACGUGUACUUGAAGAAACUGAACGACGACCUCGACCAGCGCAUGACGCUCGGCACACAUCGGCCUUGUAUCCAAGCGAACGUGAUUCAGGAUAAAGAAGCGAAGCUCAACGCCGAGGAACUCACCUCGAUUUCGCUCACUAUGCUCUCCGGUGGCCUCGACACGCUCACGACCCUCGUCGCUUGGUCCAUGGCCCUGCUUGCACAGCACCCGGAAAUCCAAGACAAGGCCCUCCGCGAAAUCCGCGCCGUGUACCCGGCCGACCAGAUCCUGUGCGACCCGAAUGACGAUCAAUCGAUUCCGUACAUUGUCGCGCUCGUCCGCGAGUUGCUGCGUUAUUACACGGUUCUUCGCCUCUCAUUGCCUCGCGCCACGGUCAAAGAUAUCGUUUACAACGGCCACAGGAUCCCGAGUGGGAGCGUGGUGUUCCUCAACGCCUGGGCCUGUAACAUGGAUCCAGAAGUGUGGAGUGAUCCCGAAGUUUUCAGGCCCGAGCGCUGGCUCGAGACGCCUGAUGCGCCGCUGUUCACGUACGGCUUGGGAUAUCGAAUGUGCGCGGGCAGCUUGCUGGCGAAUCGCGAGAUGUACACUAUUUACCUGAGGCUGCUGAGCGCGUUUGAGAUGCGUGAUGUGCAUGCUGAAGGGGGUGGGGCAAUGAACACACAUCCAGUCAAGGGCGUGGAGGAUCCGACGCAGCUUGUGUCCGUGCCGAAACGGUAUAGACUGAGGCUGGUGCCGAGGGAUGAGAUGGGGUUGAGGAAGGCAUUGGAUGAGUACGUGGAUGAAGAGAAGCAUUAA